UGGUGUAAUCUCUAUAUAGCGUUCCAACCCGAAUUCUUGGAGAUAAACUUUUGACAGCCUAUAAAUAUGGGGUUCUUCCACUAAAAACCGCAAGUCAUUCUUCAGCCUUUGAAGUAGGCAUAUCGAAAGUGUUUAUAGUCUUGAAAAAAACAACGACCGGGCAUCGCGGAAUGGAUGUCCUGAAUGUGAUUACGGGUUUGGCUAUAGUGGCCUCACUCAUUUAUUUGUACGUUGCGAGAUUGCAAACAUACUGGACCCGAAGGAAUGUACCACACUUGAAACCGGAAUUUUUCUACGGAAACACCAAAACCCUGGACCGCACGGAACAGAUUGGAUUGUUAUUUGCGCGUUUCUACAAAGAGCUGAAAGGUUUGGGCCCAAUCGCAGGAGUGUACAUGUACGCCAAACCGGUUGCGGUAGUGACCGAUUUGGACCUGGUUCGCAACAUAAUGGUGAAAGAUUUCCAGUACUUCACGGAUCGAGGGAUGUAUUUAAAUGAAAAAUCAGAUCCACUGUCAGCUCACAUGUUCAGUUUACCCGGUGCCAAAUGGAAGGAACUAAGACAGAAACUGACGCCCACGUUCACUUCCGGAAAGAUGAAAAUGAUGUUCGGCACAAUUAUGGUGGCGGCAAAACAGUUUAACGAUUUUUUAGGUGAAAAGGUCGGACAGGAAGCUGAGAUUGAGUUGAAGGAUCUGCUGGCCCGUUUCACAACGGAUGUGAUUGGAAUGUGUGCAUUUGGAAUCGAAUGCAACACAAUGAAGGAUCCUGAAGCUCAGUUCCGUACGAUGGGGAGAAAGUUUUUCAAUGACCAACGAGGUUUUGUCAAAAAUGUGUUUCACAAUUUUGCUCCGGAGUUAGCCAAAAAAAUGGGAGUUAGAGUGACUGAUAAAGAAGUGUCCGACUUUUUCCUUGGAACCGUACACGAAACCAUUGACUUCAGAGUGAAGAACAAUAUUAAGAGGAAUGAUUUUAUGGAUUUACUAAUUCAGAUGAGAAAUCCCGAUGAGAAGAAAAGCGGUGAAGGGUUGUUGUCCUUUAACGAAAUUGCUGCUCAAGCAUUUUUGUUCUAUGCAGCUGGAUUUGAAACUAGUUCGACAUUGCUAACUUGGACACUGUACGAACUGUCGUUGAAUCAGGACGUUCAAGAAAAGGGUCGCCAACAUGUUUUGGAUGUUUUGUCCAAACAUGAUGACCAAAUAACGUACAAUUCUGUGAACGAUAUGACAUAUUUGGAAAACAUUUUGAAUGAGGGUCUUCGCAAAUAUCCCCCGGUUCCGGUUCACUUCCGCGAAGCUAUCAAAGACUACCAAGUGCCAAACACGAAAAUCGUCAUCGAAGCAGGCACUCGAGUCAUUAUUCCCGUGUUCGGAAUCCAAAACGACCCGGAAGUAUUUCCAGAGCCAGAGCGGUUCGACCCUGAUCGAUUUGAUCCUGGACAGAUAAAGGAAAGACACUCGUUUGCGUGGACACCAUUUGGGGAGGGUCCCCGCAUUUGCAUCGGACUUCGAUUUGGGAUGUUGCAGGCUAAAAUAGGUUUAAUCCACCUACUGAAGAGCUAUAGAUUUUCCAUUGGUGAGAAGUGCAAAGUUCCUAUUGGUUAUCAUCCUCAGAGCAUCAUUCUCUGUCCUGUAGGAGGACUUUGGUUGAAAGUGCAAAAAGUUUGAGAUGGAGAAACGACGAAUCAAUUAGUUUACAUUAGUGGGUCAUAACUGAUUGGGUUGCAGUAAUAAACAACCGAUUAUUACGAUGA
Messenger RNA from Malaya genurostris, 1753 nucleotides. Its product is annotated as probable cytochrome P450 6a14. Gene Ontology annotation, molecular function: heme binding; iron ion binding; monooxygenase activity. The transcript has 2 exons. Lineage: Eukaryota; Metazoa; Arthropoda; Insecta; Diptera; Culicidae. The record is from RefSeq and is a predicted model, not a curated record. Bases 171 to 1667 code for a protein of 498 amino acids.